Penicillium diatomitis is the source of this 945-nucleotide messenger RNA. Its product is annotated as putative gamma-cysteine synthetase regulatory subunit. Gene Ontology annotation, molecular function: enzyme regulator activity; glutamate-cysteine ligase catalytic subunit binding. Gene Ontology annotation, biological process: glutathione biosynthetic process. NCBI's taxonomy places the organism in Eukaryota, Fungi, Ascomycota, Eurotiomycetes, Eurotiales, Aspergillaceae. The record is from RefSeq and is a predicted model, not a curated record. Gene Ontology annotation, cellular component: glutamate-cysteine ligase complex. The coding region runs from base 1 to 945 and encodes 314 amino acids. The transcript is spliced from 2 exons.
AUGAAGUUGAUACUCUCCACAUCUAAUAUUAUGAACAGCGGCCCGCCGUCGGUGAUUCGACACCCGAUGAUGCAAAAGUCGAACAUCGAACUGAUCACCUCGCUGCGGUCAAACUUUGUCGCAUCGCAGACCCUUGACAACACUGGCGUGGAUGGCGCGAAUUGUGCCGCGAAUGGCCAGCACGGCAAUGUCGCGUCCUGGACGGAGAAUUGCGAGGACGGACUUUACAUUCCGGCCGUGGACUUCUCACAACACGGGCUGGCCGAGGAGAGGGACCAAUACGAUAUUACAGUGAAGUUGUUCUACCUGCCGGGUAUUCCAGCCUCAAGACGCUGUGCGCACACCAGAGAGGCGAUUGAUUUGGUACUAAGAGAGUUACAUGUCAAGUCGAUCGAUCUUCUGAUCGUCUCGUUCCCUGGAAUCCUGUUCGACGCGGACGAUGACAGUGACGAGGAAGGCUCCGACGCCAGUGGCGAAGAUGAUUUUGACAGCAUGGUACAAACAUGGCGAGUCUUGGAAUCUUUGCACGAACAGGGCGUCAUUGCGCAAAUGGGUGUGGCCGAGUUUGGCAGCGAGCGAUUGGCGCGAUUCCUUCCUCACACCCAAGUCAAGCCCACCGUGGACCAGAUCAAUCUGAAGGACUGUUGCGUGGUGCCCAAGUCUCUCAUUCUUUAUGCCAAGCAGGAGAAGAUUCAACUGCUGACCCAUAACGACUGCAAUGACAUCCUGCCUGUCGGGAUGACUCGAGAACUCCUGGGCCCCAAGGAUCAGGGCGGCGCGGGUAUCCUGGCAUCGGCCCCGGACGCCAACGACGGAAUUCAAGGAGAUGUCGAGCCGCAGUGGGUGGUCAAAUACACGGCUGUGGUCAAAGACCGUGGCGUUGUCGAGAACAAGGGCUACUUUGCUCUGGCGGAUGUAGGUACAUGUGUCCAGUCCCGUUCAUGA